Messenger RNA from Erigeron canadensis, 1680 nucleotides. RefSeq names its product UPF0481 protein At3g47200-like. The record is from RefSeq and is a predicted model, not a curated record. Lineage: Eukaryota; Viridiplantae; Streptophyta; Magnoliopsida; Asterales; Asteraceae. The coding region runs from base 176 to 1459 and encodes 427 amino acids. The transcript is spliced from 2 exons.
CAUUAUUUAAUAUACAAAGACAUGCGGCUGCUUUUCACUCUUCGUUACUUAUGAUACGGCGGUCCUUCAUCUGCUUCCAUGGCGCCAUGACGGUACUUCUCUGAUGGUGAAUCUUAAUAAUGGGAUGGAUCUUUCAUCACAGAUUCCUUCAUAGAAAAACAAGUCAACAUCAGUAAUGGCAAAUAAUCUACAACAUAAUGUUCCUAUUGAUCAUGUCAACCAACGCCCAUCUAUUUGCACGGUUCCCAGUGUACUUAGAGAUCUUAGCCCUGAUUCAUUCAAACCUCAGUUGGUCUCUAUAGGACCUCUACACAAGAAAGAAACAAAUGUGCAAUAUAUAGAUAGCCUGAAAAGGACUUAUCAGGAUGACCUAUUGAAUCGUCCAACUUCCCCACCAAAGCAGCCCAAAACAAAAUUAGAAGACUGUUUGGAAAAAGUCAACGCUUCAAUAGCAAAAAUCAAGUCGUCUUAUUCUGCAACGGAAUAUAGUGAGGACCAACUUGCCAAUAUGAUGGUCAUGGAUGGUUGCUUCAUACUAGAGUUCUGCUGGAAAGAUUAUAAGGAGGAACCAUCCAUGUUGAAGAAGUUACAAAGGAAUCGGAUUGCCGUUGACUUGAUGCUACUUGAAAACCAAAUACCUUUCUUUGUUCUUCAAGAUAUCUUUGACCUCACCAAACCCGAUUCCCUAAGUCUUUCCCUUACUUCCCUUCUCCAAAAGGUUCUAUUAAGGGACCUCCAUCCGUUUUACAUUUCCCCAGAUGAGUUUUCAUCCCCAAAUGUCUUAAAUAAUUCAAAUCAUGUUCAUGUUCUUGACUGUCUGCACAAAAUUUACCAAUUUGAGUCAUCAGAGAUUGCAGAUGCUCGGACAGCCUUGAAUUACAGUCACUCAACUGUAAACUUGAUGAGUUCUGGGGUCAUUUUCAAGCCUCAGAAAAAUAAAAAUACGGCAAUGGCCAUGGAAUUUGUCGAAGCAUCUUCAUCUGCUUUGGUUCCUUGGGGGAAGCCUACUCUUGUAAUGCCAACACUUGUUAUUCAAAAUUAUACUGAGGUAGUUUUGAGGAACUUCAUUGCAUAUGAGCAAUUGUUUCCGGAAGUAAACUAUUGCUUCACAUCUUAUUCAUUUGCCAUGGAUAAGCUAAUCGAUAAUGAAGCAGAUGUUGUUAAAUUGGUAGAAUCACGAGUCCUGAUACACCAUCUAGGUUUCCACAAAGAGGUUGUCAAGUUGAUCAAGAGCAUAUGCAAAAACAUAGAAGUUGAGCAAUUCUAUUACAGCAAAGAGAUUAAAGCAUUGGAUAAAUACUACAAUUCUUUUUGGCCCUACAAUCUUGGAGAUCUUAGACGCAAAUAUUUUGACAGUCCCUGGGCGAUUAUGAAUGUACUUGUUAUUUAUCUGUCUUUGAUUCAGACCGUAUAUGCUAUCUUGUCCUAUGUUGACAAGUCCUCAUCAGAUAAGCGGUAACUACUUUGUGCCGAUUGAAGCAAUGUAGCAACGACCAAAAUUCCAGGUUUGCCUUUUAUUCUUUUGUUGGUCAUCCAUGUUGUAAAACUACGUUAAAUUCAGUGUCCAGCUUGAUGUAAUUUUGUGAUGAUAUGUACUUUCCUUAAAGUUCUCGUUCGUUUUUGCAUUGUGUAAUAAUUAAUUGACGUACAAGAAAUAAUCCAAACUUUUGGUUAUAGCAA